AUGAAUGGCGACGAGGGACCAAAAAGCCGCCAACAUAGUGAAUCCCUGGAGCCAGGCCUUUCCGCAGCAUCGUUCGGUCCAUUAAAGCCCAAACGUGUGAGAACAGGAUGCCUGACGUGCAGGAACCGACAUCUGAAGUGCGACGAGGCCAUGCCGGUGUGCGUGAAUUGUCAAAAGAGCAAUCGAAAAUGUGAGCGUGGGGUCCGGCUGAACUUUAUCGAUCUCAAGGUUGAGCAGCCUCCCUACUUAUUACCACCAGUGGACUGGCAGGUCAAAUUCCAAGACGAGUCUCGCCACAUUGCCUCCGAAUAUGUUGGCGGGCUUGAACGCUAUGCUAAACUAGGUCAACAAGUCGUUACGCCUCCUCGAGAACCCGACGUGAGCCAACCCGAUGCCAGACCUGUACCAAGGCUUGAAGCUGCCUCAUCCUUGGUUCCGCAGAGGGUGACAGCAGUAUCCUCGCCCGGACCGUUCCGCCAUGCAACUGCUUCGGGCGGGCCAGACCCCCACGACGGUCUGAUGACGCCGCAGUCGGAAAAGAACGGCGAGCGCGACUACCUCAGCUCACCAGAAGAGGUCCACUACAUGGAGGUCUUUAUCAACGAGGUGGCGGUAUGGAUGGACAGUUUCGACGGCCGGCAGCACUUUGGGACCGUCAUUCCCUACCUUGCGCUGAAAUCUCCUAUGCUUCUGGGCGCCUUUCUGGCCUGCGGCGUGAAACAUCUGACGCUGAUUGACCGCCGCAGCUACAAGGAUGACAAAGCACUACACUACUACGACACGGCAACCACGCAACUCCUGCGCAGCCUGCAGAACCCGGAGCGGGACACGGCCGAGUGUGCGACGACCGCAGUUGUGCUUAAUGUGUACGAGAUCAUGAGCGAGAAGCCUGCAGUGCGCAUGAACCACAUUGCUGGCGCGCGGGCUCUCAUCCGCGAGUGCAAGUGGGAUGCGAGGAGUACAGGCAUCGGCGCGGCAUGUUUCUGGUUGAAUGUGGGCAUGGAGAUUCUCAGCUGCCUGGCGUGCAACUGGGCGACGGCGUGGGACCCGGAUCACUGGGGUGUAGACCCAGAAGACAGCAUCGCUGGUGUCGUCGGCGACGAGGACGUCUGGGUGCACCGAAUCAUGUAUAUCGUGGCCAAGGUGGCCAACUUCCGGGCGAGCAUCCCGCCGCUCCAGGAACCCAGCGCUCACGAUGAGCAGGUGAGGCUGCAAAGCCGGUUUGCUGAGUGGUCGCAGCUGAAGACGUGGUGCGAUACGUGGAAUAUUCACUGUCCGAGCUCGAUGAGGCCCUAUGCCUACCUGUUCGACUCUGGUAAGAGAUCGUGCUUUCCACACAUCUGGCUUAUCAAACGCUCCGCCCUCGUAGGCCGUCUCUUCUACCACACAGCCAUGUGCCUCCUCGCACAAAUCAACCCGCUUCUGGCCAUCCGUGAUGAUGAUGAGGAGGCGCGGAAAGUGCAGCUGCACCACGCGCACCAGGUCUGCGGCAUUGCAGCACACACUCAAGACCACGGCGUCGCCUCUAUUGCCAUACGGGCGCUCGCCAUCGCGGGCUCAGUGCUCACCGAGAGGCACGAACAGCACGAGGUCCUCGAAAUCCUGACGCACAUCUACAGGAAGACAGGGUGGAACUUGAAGCGCGUGCAGUUCGACCUGAAGUGUGCCUGGGGCUGGGACAUUGCAACAGCGAGCCCCAGCACCCAAACGAGCCCAGCAGCGACGACAACGUACACGCCCGCGUCUGUGUCAUCGACGCCGCCGAGCGCAAGGCCGACCGUGAACCCACUGCUGGCGCAGGCGGAUUUUACCCAACCCAAUCACCCUUAUCGUGAGUGGUAUAAGCCACCAGAGAGGGCUGAGAAAUCCGAAAGGUCGGGCGGGCACGGGCAUCGAAACUCAUUCAGCAGUGCAGCCAUGUGGACUUAUUGA
Cryphonectria parasitica EP155 is the source of this 1932-nucleotide messenger RNA. RefSeq lists its product as uncharacterized. NCBI's taxonomy places the organism in Eukaryota, Fungi, Ascomycota, Sordariomycetes, Diaporthales, Cryphonectriaceae. The record is from RefSeq and is a predicted model, not a curated record. Gene Ontology annotation, molecular function: DNA-binding transcription factor activity, RNA polymerase II-specific; transcription cis-regulatory region binding; zinc ion binding. Gene Ontology annotation, biological process: positive regulation of transcription by RNA polymerase II. Gene Ontology annotation, cellular component: nucleus. The transcript is spliced from 6 exons. Bases 1 to 1932 code for a protein of 643 amino acids.